UUGCACUUCACAAAUUAAUGACCAUGAGCUCGUUUUUGAUAAACUCCAACUACAUCGAGCCCAAGUUCCCUCCCUGCGAGGAGUACGCUCAGCACGGCGGCCCCGGCGGCGGCGGAGGCGGCGGGGGCGGCUACCCCCCGCACCCCCAGCACCCCCAUCACCCCCAGCAACACCCCCAUCACCCCCAGCAACACCCGCCGCCGCCGCCGCCGCCGCACCUGCAGCCUCCCCAGCAUUCGCAUCCCGGCGGCGGGCACUCGCCCCCCGGCUACUUCCAGCAGCGUCCGAGUAGGGAUCCCGGUUACCAGGCUCCCCCUCCUCCUCCUCCUCCACCUCCUCCUCCUCCCCCUCCUCCUCUUCCUCCUCCACCUCCUCCGCCGCCACCCCAGGCUCUCUACCCCGGGCAGGCACCUAGCUACCCCUUCGGCUACGGCAGCGCCAGCCCCGGGCGACAGCAACAGCAGCAGCAGCAGCAGCAGCAGCAGCAGGACCAGCCUCCGGGCACCUCUCCCCAUGCCAAAGGAGCCGGGCAGCCCUUACUCCAGACCCACGUCCUGCAGCAGCAGCAGCAGCAGCAGCAUCAGCAGCACCCAGCUCCACCGCCUCCUCCUCCUCCUCCUCCUCCUCCUCCUCGCCCCUGCGAGGCGGCCCCCUUGGCCGGCGUCCCGGCAAGGGGCAGCCCCCCUGGGUGCCCCCUGCUUCUGCCCGACAAGAGCCUCUCGGGCCUGAAAGGCAAAGAGCCCGUGGUGUAUCCCUGGAUGAAGAAGAUCCAUGUCAGCACGGUCAACCCCAAUUACAAUGGAGGGGAACCCAAACGGUCUCGAACCGCCUACACCCGGCAGCAGGUCUUGGAGCUGGAGAAGGAGUUUCACUUUAACCGUUACCUGACCCGGCGGCGUCGCAUCGAGAUCGCCCACACGCUUUGCCUCUCGGAGCGCCAGGUCAAGAUCUGGUUUCAGAACCGGAGGAUGAAAUGGAAGAAAGACCACAAGCUGCCCAACACUAAGAUGCGUUCCUCAAACCCAGUCUCUGCCAGCCAGUCAUCAAAAGCACAGACUCAGGGCCAGCACCACCACCCUCACCACCAUCCAGAUGGCUCCACAUCAAACCCCUCGGCCCUAUAAUCUCACAGACACCUACCUAGUCCUAUUUUUCCCCCAACUGCUUUUGCUUUCCUUUCCUCCCUCCCCUUCCCCCGCCUUCCCCCUCAAUUCUGGACCACAUAGACAAUAAGCAAAACCCAAUGGUGUAUGUAAAGAAAGUGAAAAUUCCUGCACCAGAGUACAGGUUGCUUUCCAUUCUAUUCCUGGACAGCUAUUCCGAUGAUUUAGAUACUGCUGGCGUGCUACCGUAAUAGUUACUUAUGGAAAUACCUGCAGAGCAAGGGAUGAGAGAUCCUGAAUCUUUGAAAAGGAUCCCUUGCUGUAAAAUACCUUUGAAAGAAGGUUAGAAAAGCCCCCCAACAAACUAGUGAGACAUUGACACAGAAUCAGACACCGAGUUUAGUUGGGCUGUUCGGGGAAUGUGUGCAUGAGCCACGUCCAGAAGGAAGAAAGUAGGCUUUCCCUCCAUGGAGGUCAACUCACAAGAGCUUACGAGCUCAAACAUGAGAGACAUUUUGAACAUCUUGAGGUUAUUUAAUUGGUUUCUAAGUGUAUAGCCCCGAUGUAGUUGUGAUACAUUAGUUUCUCCUUAUCGCAUUUAUUUAAAGUAUUGUUAUAGGGAUACUGUCUUACUCUCUGGCACGGUCUAGUGAGUGAGAGGAGUGCUUUUAGGUCCAUGUGCAACUGUAAAAUUGUGCAUUUUCUUGUUCUGUAUAUAGAGCGAAGUGCUGGGAAUAAACUGUAAAAAACAUUAAAGGCUUAAAACACGGGUUCGUGUGUUUCCUAAAAUUUCUGCUUUUAUUGUUUGGUUAAAAUGAUCCCCUGAGUGCAAAGUGUAGGCGUGUCAUGCUAUAUUAAUUUUAAUACUGAUUGCCAACAUAAUGUGUGUUUGUCUUCAACUUUAGUUGAGCAGAUGUCUUGCUUCGUCGGUUGCCUGAAUAACAACAGAAAAGUUCACAAUGGAAGAAAGUGUUAUUUAUUGUUUAGUUGGCUGGCGGUUUUUUUUUUUUUAACAAACUUGGCACAGACUUAGCUUGGAUCUAUAUGGUUAUGUGGAUAUGUCCUUCUCUAUAUAAAGCAGCCUGCACGGAAGUUCAGCAAAUUCCAUAGGGAUGAUUUGUGCAAUCCAGUUCCACAUUGAACCAUGAUGACACCUGAAAUGAGUGGUCGGUCAUUAUUAAUUCAUCACAUUGGUAUUUAUUGUACCUUUUCAAGUAACUAGCAUGUGUUGCGGGAAAAAAAAAUACAGUUGUGCAAAGAAGUUCUGGUCGACUGUCUGUUUUAAAGAUACCCGUAUACUAAGCAAUGUCUUGUGUUCUGGAAAAGAAAAAAAAAACAGCUUUAAAAAUAAAAUGAAGCUCU
Molecule: messenger RNA, 2465 nt
Organism: Tachyglossus aculeatus (Australian echidna)
Lineage: Eukaryota; Metazoa; Chordata; Mammalia; Monotremata; Tachyglossidae
Gene: HOXA4
Product: homeobox A4
Exons: 2
Coding region: 18-1124 (368 amino acids)
Biological process (GO): embryonic skeletal system morphogenesis; anterior/posterior pattern specification; regulation of transcription by RNA polymerase II
Cellular component (GO): nucleus
Molecular function (GO): DNA-binding transcription factor activity, RNA polymerase II-specific; RNA polymerase II cis-regulatory region sequence-specific DNA binding
Source: RefSeq, a predicted model, not a curated record